AUGAAUUCAUUACUUCGAAACAGUGCAAGACCAUUAUGUCGUGUUUUUUCUUCCACACCCGUAAAUUUGUGUGCCGUACCGCCAAAGCGACCAGCAAAAAAAUUUAUAGGUCCAGUAACAUGGAAAUCAAUGGGUGUGACUGCAGUAGUCGUUGGUGGAUUAACGGGUUUCAUGCUCUAUGUGAAAAAUGAGAAGCAGGAGGCUAUAGAACGUGAUAGAAAACGGCAGCUUGGAAAGGCAAAAAUUGGUGGUUCUUUCGAAUUGGUAGACUCUGAAGGGAAAACAGUUAAAAGCACAGAUUUCUUAGGCAAGUGGCUAUUGAUAUACUUUGGAUUUACUCACUGUCCAGAUAUUUGCCCUGAUGAAUUAGAAAAACUUGCAGAGGUAGUGGAUAGACAUGAUAAAACACUUUCAUCCCCACCACUACAGCCAUUGUUUAUUUCGGUUGAUCCACAGAGAGACACACCAGAAAUUGUUGGAAAAUAUUGUAAAGAGUUUACACCAAGACUGUUAGGUCUCACAGGUACCAAGGAGCAAGUUCAGCAGGCCUGUAGGUCUUAUCGGGUAUAUUUUAGUGCAGGUCCGCAGGAUGUUGAUGAUGAUUAUAUAGUUGAUCAUACAAUCAUUAUAUACUUAGUGGACCCUAAUGGAGAAUUUGUAGACUAUUAUGGCCAGAACAGAAAUGCUAAGGAAAUUCAUGAAUCUAUGCUCUUUAACAUUCAGAAAUAUGAAGCGGCUAAGAAAUCUUCCUGGAUUUAA
Messenger RNA from Leptosia nina, 759 nucleotides. NCBI's taxonomy places the organism in Eukaryota, Metazoa, Arthropoda, Insecta, Lepidoptera, Pieridae. The record is from the annotation of a GenBank genome assembly.